AGACCAGCUGGUCACACAAAGACCACCUAAUCUCUCUCUCUAAUCCGACGGAAGCAGCAGCAGCUAGCGACACACAACAACUACAGCAAGCACACAGCAGGAGGAGGAAGAAGAAGGCUCCAUCUAUCUAUACUCUAUAGUUCCACACGCAUGGGGAACUGCGCCAUCACGCACCAGGCCACGUCGUGGGCGGACGACGGCGAGUGGGAGCUGCCGUCGCCGGGCGACGACGAGGCGCACGAGGAGCGGAGGAAGGAGCACGCCAGCGAGGUGACCAUCCGGAUCAGCAAGCGCCAGCUGCAGGAGCUGGUGGACAAGAGGGCCGACGACGGCGUCUGGAAGGGCCGGCGGUCGGCGUCGGAGCUUCUGGCGGACAUCAUGAACGCCGGGGAGGUGCACCACCACGUCGACCACUGCAGGGCGGCGCACUGGAAGCCCGCCCUCCAGAGCAUCCCGGAGGCGGUGGAGUCGUGACGCUACGCCCCGUGACGCGUGCCGGCCAUGGCUUUCGAUCGCCGGGUUUGGGUUUCUCGCCUCUUUCUUGGUUGCUUCUUCGCCGUGUCUCACAGCUUUUUGGCGGCCUUUUUGUGCUAUUCUUUGGUUUGGAUCCAACGAACAAUGUAUAUACUAGUAGGGAAAGUGGUGAUGUAAAUUGUAAAGUAGAUGUUCUACUGUCCAUACGGCUUUUUGUGUGUGGAACAACAACAAACCAAACAUUCUCAGUUGA
Messenger RNA from Triticum urartu, 727 nucleotides. RefSeq lists its product as uncharacterized. The record is from RefSeq and is a predicted model, not a curated record. NCBI's taxonomy places the organism in Eukaryota, Viridiplantae, Streptophyta, Magnoliopsida, Poales, Poaceae.